GUAAAUGUUCAUAACCAAAAAUAUCUAUUACAUUUUACAAUAAUUAUAUGACCAUCAUACCAAACUAAACAAUUUAGCAAUUUAUACUUCAUAAUAUUAUACUCGUUGAGAAAAAUGUUUAGCGAAGAAAGUGGUGACAACACUAAUCAAAGACAAAUGAACGGUUUCUCUAUUCCAUCUCCAUAUUUGAACUUUGAUCCAACACUUUUACCUCAGUCAACACAACCUGAAUAUUUAUAUUUAGAAGGAGGUUCAAAACAAAGAGGACAAUUCGAACUAGCAUUUAACCAAAUUGGUUCAUCAUGUUUAGCUGGUGCGGCACUUGGAAGUAUACGUGGUUUAUACAACGGAAUAAAGAUGACAUCAAUGGAAAACCAAACUAGCACAUAUAAUAGAACACAGAUAUUAAACAGUAUUUUUAAAAAUGGCGCUGGGCUAGCCAAUUCAUUUGGUACAAUAUCUAUUUAUUACAGUAUUUUUGGUAUAAUAUUGGAAAAAACUAGAGGCUGUGAUGAUGAGCUCAAUACCAUAGUAUCUGGUACCAGUACAGGAUUUUUAUACAAGUGCACAAGUGGUAUCAAAAGAUGUGGAAUUGGUGGUCUGAUUGGUUUUGGUUUGGCAACUACUUAUUGUUUAGUGAAUUCCCGUGAUAAAAUUGUCAAAAGAGUGAAAGAAAUUUAUCACUAAACAUUUUAACCUAAGUCAAAUAAUUUACAUAAAUACUUCUUCUUAAUGAAUCAAAACUUCCUGUAAAAAAUUUUCAAAUAGAAUAUUGAUUAAAUUGUA
Molecule: messenger RNA, 786 nt
Organism: Adelges cooleyi (spruce gall adelgid)
Lineage: Eukaryota; Metazoa; Arthropoda; Insecta; Hemiptera; Adelgidae
Product: mitochondrial import inner membrane translocase subunit Tim23-like
Exons: 4
Coding region: 115-687 (190 amino acids)
Biological process (GO): protein import into mitochondrial matrix
Cellular component (GO): mitochondrial inner membrane; TIM23 mitochondrial import inner membrane translocase complex
Molecular function (GO): transmembrane protein transporter activity
Source: RefSeq, a predicted model, not a curated record